This is a messenger RNA of Lodderomyces parapsilosis, 357 nucleotides long. It is a transcript of the gene MRP17, whose product is annotated as mitochondrial 37S ribosomal protein bS6m. Gene Ontology annotation, molecular function: structural constituent of ribosome; small ribosomal subunit rRNA binding. Lineage: Eukaryota; Fungi; Ascomycota; Pichiomycetes; Serinales; Debaryomycetaceae. Gene Ontology annotation, cellular component: mitochondrial small ribosomal subunit; ribosome. The record is from RefSeq and is a predicted model, not a curated record. Gene Ontology annotation, biological process: translation. The transcript has a single exon. Bases 1 to 357 code for a protein of 118 amino acids.
AUGUAUUACGAACUAUUUGCUAUUGCCCGUAUCACGGAUCCACUACACGUUACUAAAGAAGCCACCAAGAUUGCGUCUACAGUGGGGAAAUUAAUAUUAAACAAUAGAGGUAUAAUCAGAGACAUAACGAGUCUUGGUGCCAAACCAUUGCCCAAGAUUAUAUCAAAAGAACAAGAAAGACAUUUCCAAGGCUAUCAUUUUCUUAUGGGAUUCGAUUCAUCGAGUAAAGUGCAAGCUCAAUUGUUGAGAACAUUGAGAAAAGAUCCUAGAAUAUUGCGUGCCAGUAUAAUCAAGCACGAUUUGAGAAAGAGUUUGAAUCCAGGUACAUCGAUAGAUCAAACUUUAGGAGUAAACUGA